Podarcis muralis (Common wall lizard) is the source of this 8113-nucleotide messenger RNA. RefSeq names its product retinoid X receptor alpha (gene RXRA). Lineage: Eukaryota; Metazoa; Chordata; Lepidosauria; Squamata; Lacertidae. Gene Ontology annotation, cellular component: nucleus. The record is from RefSeq and is a predicted model, not a curated record. Gene Ontology annotation, molecular function: sequence-specific DNA binding; zinc ion binding; nuclear steroid receptor activity. Gene Ontology annotation, biological process: regulation of DNA-templated transcription.
AAGCAGCAAAGCGAGUGAGCGAGUGAGUGAGAGAGACAGAAACAGAGCGGGGCACGCGCGGGCGCGCACACACACCCGAGUACUUUAGUUAUAUUGUUGGGUGAGUUUGCAACAACUCCCUCCGUCUCGGCUUCGCGCGGACCCCGUGGGAGCGGAAUUUUGACUCGCCUCUCGCUGGGACUUUCUUGGCGGCGUUUUCCUAUCCAGACCUAGAGACAGUCACAUUCAUCUUUUUUAUUUUUCUUCCAAGUGUGGGGUGGAGUAGAGGAGGAGCAGGAAAGAGAGGGGCGAAAGGGGGGAGACCCCCCCAAUCAACAAACCAAUCUCCAAACAGCCAACCUUUGCACAAGUAAUUCUUGCGGAGAGGGGGCAAAAAAAAUCACUUAAAUCUGCCUCCUAAAAAAACACCCCAAAACCCUUCUUCCGGCUUUGAUUUUUUUUUUUUUUGGUCCUGUGAGGUUUCUUCUUUCUUUGCUCCUCUUCCUUUUUUAAUUAAAAAGAAAAAAGAAAUUCCUCCACCGAUCGCUCUCCCACAAAUCGCGUUUGGCAUGAGUUAAACCAGAAACGAUGGACACCAAGCAUUUUCUUCCAUUGGCUUCCCCAGCGCCCUCAGAUCCAUCAGCCAUUCUGCAACGCCGCUGGCAAGCCUUGGCUCAGCAAACAGUCCAUCAGGAGAACAUGUGUGUGCGUGCGUGUGCAUCCAAUGGCAGCUUUGGCGUUUUGGAUUUCUCCAGCCCAGUCAAUUCCACCUCCUUAAGCUCUCCGAACAGCAGAGGAGGGCCUAUGACUGCACCUUCUCUCCAUCCGUCGAUGAGCACUGGCAUUGGUGGGGCUUUGGGGUCCCCUGGCCAGCUCCACUCACCCAUCAGCACCCUCAACUCACCCAUCAACGGCAUGGGGCCACCGUUCUCAGUCAUCAGCUCCCCAAUGGGGGCUCACCCCAUGUCUGGACCCUCCACCCCUGGCCUUGGAUUUGGAACCAGCAGCCCUCAGCUCAAUUCUCCAAUGAACCCUGUCAGCAGCACAGAAGAUAUCAAGCCUCCGUUGGGAAUCAACGGGGUCCUCAAAGUUCCAGUGCACCCAUCAUCUGCCAUGGCCUCCUUCACCAAGCACAUAUGUGCCAUUUGUGGAGACAGAUCUUCAGGUAAACAUUACGGGGUGUACAGUUGUGAGGGCUGCAAAGGCUUCUUCAAGAGGACAGUGAGGAAGGACCUGACGUACACCUGCCGGGACAAUAAGGACUGCUUAAUCGACAAGCGGCAGCGGAACCGGUGUCAGUACUGCCGGUACCAAAAGUGUCUUGCGAUGGGCAUGAAGCGGGAAGGGAUGGAGCACCAUCCAUCCCGGCCCACAAGACUCCCUGGAAGGCAGGAAGAACAAGCUGUCCAAGAGGAGAGGCAGCGUGGGAAGGACCGCAAUGAGAAUGAGGUUGAAUCCACGAGCAGCGCUAAUGAGGACAUGCCUGUGGAGAAGAUUCUAGAAGCCGAACUUGCCGUUGAGCCAAAGACAGAGACAUACAUUGAGGCGAACAUGGGCUUGAACCCCAAUUCGCCCAAUGACCCGGUCACCAACAUCUGCCAAGCGGCAGACAAGCAACUUUUUACAUUGGUGGAAUGGGCCAAAAGGAUCCCACACUUCUCAGAACUGCCGCUAGAUGACCAAGUGAUCUUGCUCAGGGCUGGUUGGAAUGAGUUGCUCAUUGCCUCCUUCUCACACCGGUCCAUAGCUGUGAAAGAUGGGAUCCUCCUUGCCACAGGUCUCCACGUCCAUCGGAACAGUGCUCACAGUGCAGGCGUUGGUGCCAUCUUUGACAGAGUAUUGACAGAACUCGUAUCAAAAAUGAGAGAUAUGCAGAUGGAUAAAACAGAACUGGGGUGUCUCCGAGCCAUUGUCCUCUUCAACCCUGACUCAAAAGGGCUUUCCAAUCCUGCUGAAGUCGAGGCCCUGCGUGAGAAAGUGUAUGCGUCACUUGAGGCCUACUGUAAACAGAAAUACCCUGACCAGCCCGGGAGGUUCGCCAAGCUUUUGCUCCGCCUCCCUGCCCUCCGGUCCAUUGGCCUCAAAUGCCUGGAGCACCUCUUCUUCUUCAAGCUAAUAGGGGACACUCCCAUCGACACCUUCCUGAUGGAGAUGCUGGAGGCUCCCCACCAAAUGACUUAAGAAGGCAGACGGGGUUGGUCCCAUUUCUUCUCCUGCCCGGCGGGCUCGCCGAUGCCACCACCACCACACCUCCCCUUCUACUGCCAACGUGUGCCCCCAUUUCUCCCUGGCAUGUGCGAGAGGCAGCCUACCAUCUUCCUCCUGUGACACCGUUGACUCAGCCCUUCAGCCGUUUCUCACGCUCUCUCUGUGCAUCUCGGGGAUCUGAGAAUAGCCAUUUGCUGUCCCUCUCACAUGUGCAGAGGGGAAAAUGGCUGUUGUUGUUUAUUUUGAAUGUGCGAAAAUGCACCCCGCCCCCACCGCUGUUCACUUUCCUCCUCCUCCACCACCACUGUUUCCACAGGCCUAGGUGGAUUUCAUAGCAAGCUGUAAAUCUGAGCCCACCCCCUGCCUCGCACAAACUUAUCUGCCUCACGUGUGUGGUUUUGGUUGUCAGCUCCCCCAACACACAAACACACACACUUGUUGCCGUGUGUGUGAAUUUAAUUUGCUUUGUUGCAGACGGACAUUUUGGAGAAUGGAAGCCUUUGCAGGGGUUGGGGUCCCUUCCAACCCCACGAAUCCUAUUAUUUGUUGUUUUACCUGCCUCCAAGCUGCAACGAAAAAAAGCAAAAAAUUGCUCUCUUAGCAUCUCAAAAGGGAAAUGGGGUCCAGGUUUUCUAGCACUGGGCUGGGUGGGCUUUGCACCAGUGACUCAGGUGGGAAGACAUGUUCUAAGAAUUAAGGAACAGGGUGCCCACCUUGUGCAUGUGCUCAGCCCAGCGGUUUGUAAGCAGCACCAGAACCAAGGUCACAAGUACUUUCACAUAAAACCCCACUUCUCAUCACCACACCUUUCCGGUGUCCUAAUUCAGAAGGGGUGAUACUUUCAGUUCUUAAGACCUCCAGGUGUCAAAAACUCUUGUCAGUUUGCUGCAAAUUUGGUGGAUUUUUUUUUUAAGAGAGCAAGUUUCUAGUCCUUACAGUUUCAAAUCCAAUUGCCUGUCUGCGGAUCCUGAGCUACCUUUUGCCCGACCUUGUUCUGAAGCCAUCUGUAAAUUGUGUGGGAAGGGUUAUGGAUUUGGGCUGUACAGCACAGGUCACUCUUGUUCUGCGCAUGGCGUGUGUGUGUGUGUGUGGCCAUUUUCUUUGCUUUUCGUCCAAAGAUGACUUUCUCUUGGUAACUGAGUGAGCCGCUCAAACUGCAAAACCAGCCGAAAUGCACAAAGGCUGCUUUAAAGCUGUGGCAGUCAAUGCUGCAAGUCCUCUAAGCACUUUCCCCUUGUCUGUUUUCAGUGGGAUUCCCCCACCCAACUCCCUUAAAAAACAACACACACCUCUGUUAAUAUCAGCACUCUCUGUUGCCGCUUUUUAAAACUGGCCUUGAUAACCCAGCAGUGUUCAAGAGCAUCAAGCAAUCCCUGGCAGGCAGUCAGGCAGACACUGAAACCUAGGUGGGCAGUUUUAAUAACAACACCAAGUCCUUAGGGUUUCAAACACCUGCUUGGAAUUGUGUCUCAGGGAACGGGAUGCUGGACUAGAUUUCCAGCAAUUUUGUAGGGGGAAGUGGCAAUUACUAGCAAGUUUGGUCCAGGCCAAGAGUGAAGUGUGUAGAUGGCUCAGACCCAGGAGGUUCCCUGAGAUGCUUAUUUGCAUAUAUAUACGCCUUGCAUGUUCUAUAAAUAUUCUGCAACACUCAGCAGGCCCUGUUGCCAGUUUAAGCUGGCCCUUAAAUAGAUGCCUUCUGAUAUGACUGCAUCCUGAUUAUUCUUUUCCUCUUCCUCACCAAAUCCUUUCUCGUUCUCUUUCCCUGUUUUCCUUUACGCCCUUGGCACCCAUUUUCCCACCCAUCCUUCCAUGCUCCCAAGAGUCUGCCCUAGGAUUUCAGGAGACAUAUUUGCAAAACCACCACUCCCCCCCCCGCCAAAAAAUGUGGCUGAUUGCAGCAGGCAAGAUGGGAGGGGAGAGGAUCCUUGGAAAUGCCACCUCAACCAAUUUCCCCUCUGGAAACCCUUUGCCAACAAAACACUCAUUCCAGAGGGUAUCAAAUAGAAAAGAAAUGUGUUCCUUGGAACACAGAAUCAUUCAGUUCCCUUGAGGUCUUGGUAGCUGACUGCCUUCCUUUCCUGCUCUGUCUUGAGAGUUCAGUCAUUGAGCCAGAGCAACAUCCUUUAUCACCUGCCCUCUGAUUUGCUUUGCGGCAGCUGAAUUUCAGGGUCUGAAGAAUCCAAUGUCCAAACUCUUUGAGAGCAAAAUAAGAAAAAGAGGGACACUUUAUUUGGAGUUCUAAGCCUCCAACAUACAUUUGAGAGUUUUAUUUUGGCUCAGGGUAUUUGUGAGAAUCGUUCCACUGCAUCCGGUUUGGUCUUUGCUAUUCACUGGAGUGUAUUAGGGUCUGCCUUCCCUGAUCCAGCUCUGUUUGUGAGUACCAAUGAUGAAUAUUGUGCCAGAAUGAUGUGGCUUUGUGCAUACCCUUCCAGUUUUAAAAGCACUGGGAGCCAUAGGGCAGUUUCUGAUUCUUCAAGCAAUCUGCACCAGAAGGCCACUUGCAUCUUACAGUUUGGGGCCACCACCUGCAUUUUCAAUCAUGGCAGAGGUCAUGCCCAAAGCCCUGCAGAGGUUGACCUCUGCAGCCUUGAAUCAAUGGACUUUAGUGUGCUUGUUCACACAUUACCUGCAUUCAGCAUACAAGCUGUAUGAGUGUCCCCGUGUGAAAGAGUGCGUAGUUUGUUGGUCUGUUCAGCUCAACUGCUGCAUAAACAUACUGUACACUCACUGAACUCUGCGUGUGAAUAAUGUUACCAGUAUAUUGCUCUAUGCAGAGCCAUAUCCAACCAGUGAGUUCUAUCAGCACCAGGGUUUGUUGCUCAGGCAACAAGACUUCACCCCCACUCUCCCCAGAUGCGCUUCAGGAGGUAGGGGGGACCCCCUAAAACAGAUUUAGUGGCACAAAGGGGGGAGGAGAGUGGGAAAAGCCCCAUUACACGGGUGAAAAUUCUUGCACCAAUGGGACAGGUUACUCAGCGCAACUUUGGAAACAGCCCAGAGAUUGUGCACUUGUAGAACAUUAUGUGCAGACAUCCCUGAUGACUCCUUUGUUUGCAUUCGCCUUCACUGUUUGGGGCUUUUAUGAGGUUCUCCUAGCAUAAUAACGGGACCCUACAGGUGGCCCACCUUUCUCACCUGUGUCAUUUCGUAUUAGCUGGGGAUUUUGCCACAUGUCAGAGUCAUCUGUAAGGAGUCAGAAAUCAUUGCCAGUGAGGUAAUGCUUGGUUUCUAAAGGAAAAUGUUAUAAUGAAAGACCAUAAUAAAGAGCCUUUGGAGACAUUAAUCAGAUGGCAUCCACUGAUGCCCAGGUCAACACUGUACUUUUCACUCCCAGCUGAAUGGGGAGGGGUGAGGUUCACUUAUCCAGAAGCAUCCAUCUUUAAAGUAGACCGUGCCUUCCUUGAAGUGAUGGGCUACUGGUUUGAAGUGGAUGGUUCCAAGCAACAGAGGGAACGGUUUCAUUAAGCAUCACUGUGUCCCAUGGACUUCUGGAGUAUCGGACUUGCAGGAGACAGCCAGGGGUUGUCUUCUCUAGCUAAGUUCUACCCAGCACGGGCCCAUUAUUUUCAGUGGGUCAGCCUUGAGUUGGCCUGUGAUUGCAUACAGCCCUGCCCUCCUAGAGCAGUGGUUCCUAAACUUGGGGGGUAUCUGCCCCCUGGGUUCCAUUAACUCAUCCCCAGUGAGUAAAGCAUUAUUCAGAAUAGCGGUUUGCACAACUCACUAAGUAAGGUAAUAAAAGACUAAAAUUCAAAACAAUAGCAAUUAGUUGCAGAUUUAUUAAAUAUAUAUGCAAAAGUGAAUAUAUGCUCUGAUCUAAUUUGGCAUCUCAAUUACACACACACAGCAAAGAAUAUUGCAUGAGAAAUAUUUUCUACACAUUCUUACUAAUGAAAACUUUAAGGGUGAAGGAGAUUUAUACCAUAAAAUAUUUAUAUAUAAGGACUUACCAAACAUGCGCAAACCUUCACCUGCUACAGGUAACUGAUUUAUAAGAAAAGAAAUAGCUAUUGCCAAUAACUGUGACAACUCAGAAUCAUAAAUACAAACAAAACACGACCAAAGGAAAUAGCUUUGAAAGCUAUAAGAGCAGAAAGUUUUAAAUGCGAAGUGAAGAAGGGGUUUCAUGCCCUUGGCUCUUGGCAUCCUAGGGAAUCUCACAGCAAACGUGGGUGGGGGCAGUACCACCCACGUUUGGAACUGCUGAUCCAGAGCAUGUGAAAAAAAAGCAAAGCCUUCUACACAUUUCUUCUGAUAAAAAGCUCCAUGCUGUGAAAGGUAGUGGAUCUCCCCUUCAUUGGAGAUUUUUAAACGAGGUUGGAUGGCCACCUGUCUGGGGUUAUUUAAGAUGGGGUUCCUGCAUAAUAGGGGGUUGAAGCAGUUGACUCUUGGGCAGGCUUCCUCAACCUUGGCCCGCCAGAUGUUUUUGGCCUGCAACUCCCACAAUCCCUAGCUAGCAGGACCAGUAGUCAGGGAUGCUGGAAAUUGUAGUCUCAAAACAUCUGUAGGGCCGAGGUUGAGGAAACCUGCUUUGCAAAUUCUGUGUGACCUGUUACGGGAUAAAGGCCCUUUCCUCAUUCCAUCUGCUGGGAUCCUUCACUUUGCAGUUCCGGGGGGAGCCCAAAGUUGCCCUGCACUUAUUCUGGUAUAGCCACAAACAGAGGGUCUAAUAUUUCCCUCUGGCUGUGUUCGGUCAGGGCACCUGAGGACACCCCAUUUCCCCAGGACAGGUGGACAGGCUGGUGACGUCCCCACGUCUAGAACAAGAUUGCAUGAAUCCUUUUUUUUUUUAAGUUGAUACAUGUGUGUGUUUAUGCACGUGUGUUGUGUAGAUAUAUACACUGUAUAAAUACCCCCCCAUUCAAAUAUACAUAUGUUAUACCCACUUCUUAGUGUUACCAAUGUGUCCUCAGAUCUCUCUCUUUUUUUUAAAUGAAACUUUCUUGUAUUUUCUUCAAGUUUUUAAAGAAAAUUUGCUUUGUGGGAGCAAGUGGGAUUUUACGUGGGAACCUCCCUCCCAUCCUUCCCUGCCCCGUUCCUGCUGCCACACAACUUGGUGGUCACUAAUACUGGAUCUUUGAAAAGGGAAGAAAAACAUUGCAUCUAUUUUAAGAUGCUUUUUUUAAAAAAAAAGAGGGGGGAGGUCAUUGGGGGAGGUCAGCAGCAGCAGCAGGUGUGUUGAACAAUAGCUCAAUAAGUUUCCAUCAGUUAGGGACAAUGAUGCCUUCGCUAAGGAGUGCAUAACUUUUUUUUUUUAAAAAAAGAAAAGUUUAGAAAGGAUUACAGGGAAAAAAACAAAAACAUGAAAAUGUUGAAAAGAGUGAGAGAAGGUGAGCGGAAUAUCUAAAGCGUCAAUAAAGCUAAAUAUCUAUUUUUGUACAGAUGUAACUUUAUCCCUUGCAUAUUCCUAGAUUAUUUGGGGGAUUUGUUUUCUUUUUCUGGGGAGCGGGGUGGGGGCGGGGGGGAGGAGGCGGUUUGUGUUUCUCUCUCUCUGCUUUUAUAGAAUUUGUUCUACGCCUCUGGAUUGAACCAGCCACCAACACAGCCCUGUAUGGAGGAAAGAGAAAGGGCUCCGUCCAAAAUCUCUUCUCCUUCCCACGCCCAAUUUGGAACAAGUGAAUUUUGAUAUAAGAAAAAGUCUCUAACCCUCCCUGCACCUUGCUACUUUGGGGGGGCGGGGGGAAGCAAAAUGCAAAACAUGGCCUUUCGUUGCAACCCCUCCAACCCUCUCCCCACCCUCUCCCCACUCCAACAGCAUUAUCCUGCAGGUCUGCUCUACUGUGAAAUCACUACCAUGUAUUAUUGUUCACUAAAAAAAUAAAAUGAAUUUUUAAAAAAAAAUCUGCUGGAAAUGCCAGUAUUUUGAACAAAUGUAUUAGAAAUGUUUAAGAAAAAGUAAAAGAAAAUAUAUGACCAUUUAAAAAUAUAA